GUGUCCUCCAGUGGGACCGCAACUCGACAUCGUUCAGUGUCACGUGAAUCACUCAAUUCUGAUUCUGACUCUGACGUCUUCAUUAAUGAGCAAUCAGAUGAGUAUUCGAUGCACCCCAGGGAGAUGCUUAGCUCGUCUACGUUCUAUUUCCUAUUCAUAGCUCUGUUCUGCUCGUCAUUCUAUGCCAAUAUGUUCUACAAUCUUUACAAGACAUUUGGUGAAACGUUCAUCGACGACGAUUUCUUUCUUGCUAGAGCGUUCGCCAUCGGAUGUGUUGCGAAUGCGAUAGCACGAGUUGCUUGGGGUUAUCUCGUGGAUCGGACGAGUUUUCAGGUAAGCGUAUGCAUAGCGACAUGUAUGGCAGCUUCAUUACUUCUGACAAUGCCCAUAACGAAAGAUGUGGGACGUUACCUGUUUCUUUUAUGGCUUGUGGGCGUGUUCAUCUGCAUGGGAGCGACCCAUGCGUUGUUUAUCACUGCGGCAGUGAAAUGCUUCGGUGCUCGUUAUAAAGCGACUAACUAUGGCUUUUUAACUUUUUCCACG
Messenger RNA from Cooperia oncophora, 543 nucleotides. The record is from the annotation of a GenBank genome assembly. Lineage: Eukaryota; Metazoa; Nematoda; Chromadorea; Rhabditida; Trichostrongylidae.